Molecule: messenger RNA, 2430 nt
Organism: Phodopus roborovskii (desert hamster)
Lineage: Eukaryota; Metazoa; Chordata; Mammalia; Rodentia; Cricetidae
Gene: Sdc1
Product: syndecan 1
Exons: 5
Coding region: 283-1203 (306 amino acids)
Biological process (GO): cell migration
Cellular component (GO): membrane; cell surface
Source: RefSeq, a predicted model, not a curated record
AACGGCUAACAGCCUGUGGGUUUAUUAUAAGGCGGAGCUCGGCGGGAGAGGUGCGGGCCAGCAUAGACAGAGCCUGGCGCAAAGGAAGGAAUCUGGCAGUCGAGGAGCUGACUCUAGCCGGUGGAACCUGCAGCCCUUGCUCACUCAGGACAGCAGCGCCGGCCAGGCAGGCGUCCGGGACAGCAAAGCGCAGCGCAAUCAGCAGAGCCGACCGGCAGCUCCGCGCAACCCGCAACUCCAACCCGCGCAGUCCGCGGAGCUCCCGCCGCUGGUCUGGGCAGCAUGAGGCUCGCGGCGCUCUGGCUCUGGUUCUGCGCCCUGGCGCUGCGCCUGCAGCCUGUCCUCCCGCAAAUUGUGGCCGUCAAUGUGCCCCCUGAGGAUCAGGAUGGCUCUGGGGAUGACUCUGACAACUUCUCUGGCUCAGGCACAGGUGCUUUGCCAGACAUCUCGUUGUCACGGCAGACUUCUUCCACUCUGACAGCCACACCCACAGCUCCAGAGCCCACCAGCAGGGACUCUGAGGCCACCUUCACCUCCAUCCUGCCAGCCAGAGAGAAGCCUGAGGAGAGACCACCAGAGCGUGUAGCAGAAGUGGACACUGGCUUCACCUCUCAGGACAAGGAAAUGGAGGUCACCACCAGGCUCAGGGAGACCACACAGCUCCUGAUCACCCAACGGGUCUCAACAGCCAGAGCCACCACAGUCCAGGCACCUGUCACAUCACAUCCCCACAGAGAUGUGCAACCUGGCUUCCAUGAGACCUUGGCUCCCACAGCACCUGGCCAACCUGACCAUCAACCUCCAAGUGUGGCGGAUGGAGGUACUUCUGUUAUCAAAGAGGUUACCGAGGAUGGAGCUACCAAUCAACUUCCUACAGGGGAGGGCUCUGGAGAGCAGGACUUCACCUUUGAAACAUCUGGGGAGAACACAGCUGUGGCCGCCAUAGAGCCUGACCAGCGGAACCAGCCUCCAGUGGAUGAAGGAGCCACAGGCGCCUCUCAGGGCCUUUUGGACAGGAAGGAAGUACUGGGAGGUGUCAUUGCUGGAGGCCUGGUGGGGCUCAUCUUUGCUGUGUGCCUGGUGGGUUUCAUGCUGUACCGGAUGAAGAAGAAGGACGAAGGCAGCUACUCCUUGGAGGAACCCAAACAAGCCAAUGGCGGUGCCUACCAGAAACCCACCAAGCAGGAAGAGUUUUACGCCUGAUGGAGGAAUAGUUCUCCCCCCAACCCCAGCCACUCACUAGGCUCCCACUUGCCUCUUCUGUGAAAAACUUCAGGCCCUGGCCUCCCCAACAGUGUGUUGCCUCCUCAGUACCCAGACCCUUCCGGCUGUUCCUGCCCGAGCAGUCCCCAGGGUGUGCUGGGAAUUCAUUCUACUUCUUUGACUUCUGCCUAGAAGCUUGGGCGCAAAGGGUUUCUUGCAUCUGACCUUUCUACCAAAGCCAUGCCUGGUGUCUACUAUUCUGACUUGGUUUCUCCGAAUGGGAGGAGACCCAGCUCUGGAGAGAAAGGGGACCCAGCCGCUUUGGACCUAGAUGGCUGGAGGAUCCGGGGGACAGGAGAGGGGCUUCGGCUGACACAUGCCAUAGCACUUAUCCAUAGAGACUGCUAGGGUUGGCCAUGCUGUGGUAGGGGAUGGAGUCCAGGGCUCCUUGGAAUUCACUUUGCAUUGUGGGGAAGUCUACUUUAGAUAUCAACUUGUUUUUGCACAUGUUUCCUCUAGUUUCUCUGUUCAGAGCCCCAGUAGACUUUACUUCUGGGAUAAAGCAAGUCAGUUGACUGGUGUCCCUCUCCUUGCUUCCCUAAUCUACAUUCGGGCGACAGCAUCGGGGUCAUUAAGACUUUGUGUUUGUUUUUAACCUAGAAGAACCAAAUCCAGAUGCCAAAAUGUAGGCUUAGUUUGUGUGUUGUCUCUAAGUUUGUCGCUCAUGCGUGCAACAGGGUAUAGACUAUCUGUGUGGUGCCCCAUUUUUGGUGGUCCAUAAGUAGACUGGCUAGUCCAGGGUGUCACGGGGUAGCCACCUCUUGACCAGUCAUGCCUGUGUGCAUGAACUCAGGGCCAUGGCGUGGCCUGGGCCACUGCGACAUUGGAAGAGCCUGUGUGAGAACUUACUUCUAUAGCACAGUCUAGGGAUGGAGGGGAGAAGACUGUGGGGUGGGGAAGGGGUGGCAAGGGUGCCCAAGACUCUCCUGCCUUUGGUACCAUCUCUGGUCACCAUUCUUCUGAAGUUGACAAGACACAUCUUGAGUAUGGCUGGCACUGGCUCCUCCAAGAACCAAGUUCACCUUCAGCUCCUGUGGCCCUGCCCCAGGCUGGAGUCAGAAAUGCUUCCCAAAGAGUGAGAGUCUUUUGCUUUUGGCAAAACGCUACUUAAUCCAAUGGGUUCUGUACAGUAGAUUUUGCAGAUGUAAUAAACCUUAAUAUAAAGGA